This is a messenger RNA of Cordyceps militaris CM01, 414 nucleotides long. RefSeq lists its product as uncharacterized. Gene Ontology annotation, cellular component: mitochondrion. Lineage: Eukaryota; Fungi; Ascomycota; Sordariomycetes; Hypocreales; Cordycipitaceae. Gene Ontology annotation, molecular function: oxidoreductase activity. The coding region runs from base 1 to 414 and encodes 137 amino acids. The record is from RefSeq and is a predicted model, not a curated record. The transcript is spliced from 3 exons.
AUGUUCCGCUUCAACAAAACGCUCGACAUCGUCACCGUCUUCCACAAGGCCGGCUCCCCGGCCUCUGUCAAGGUCGCGAACCUCGUCAAACAAAUCUCGGCCAAUGCCCAGGUCGGUGCCACCAUGGACCAAGCCAGCGACACCAAGCCCGGCCGCGAGCCCUUUGAGCUCAACAUCACCGAGGACGCCCCAACAACCGACCAGGUCCAGACCAUCCUUGGCUACGUCGGCACCGGCGGCAUUUCCAAGAUCAUUAAGGGUGCCCGUGACGAGAAGGAUGCCCUGAAGCGGUUCAAGGAGAGCAAAGAAUCCUUCCUCAGACCUCUAACUGUCGACUGGAACAACGGAAAGGCCGUCGCUGGCGAUAACGAAUCGGAAAUUCUCAAAAUUCUCAAUGCCCAGAAGAGCGACUAG